Recurvomyces mirabilis is the source of this 1884-nucleotide messenger RNA. RefSeq lists its product as uncharacterized. The record is from RefSeq and is a predicted model, not a curated record. Bases 1 to 1884 code for a protein of 627 amino acids. Lineage: Eukaryota; Fungi; Ascomycota; Dothideomycetes; Mycosphaerellales; Teratosphaeriaceae. Gene Ontology annotation, molecular function: diaminohydroxyphosphoribosylaminopyrimidine deaminase activity; protein binding. The transcript is spliced from 4 exons.
AUGUCUUCAGAUGACUCAUCCAAACAUAGCGAGUACAUGAGAUUAGCACUCGAUGAAGCCCGCAAGUCAUCACGCAAGCCAACCAACUUCUGCGUAGGCGCUGUGCUGGCAUGUGGCAAUGAAGUUCUCACCACGGGCUACACUUUAGAAUGCCCUGGCAAUACUCAUGCAGAGCAGAGCUGCUUCAUCAAGUUGUCUAAGCAAUAUGAGUGCCUUGAUUCUGGCCUGGGACACCGUCUACCAGAGGACACUGUGCUAUAUACGACCAUGGAGCCGUGCAAUAAGCGAAGUGUGGGCAACACCCCUUGUGUCGACCGUAUCCUGGCCCUGAAGACCAAAUACGGCAGGCAGGCUAUCCAGACGGUGUGUGUGGGUGUCAGUGAGCCAGAGACUUUCGUUGGUGUGAAUGAGGGCAAGCAGAAAUUGAAAGCUGCCGGUAUUGACGUUGUUGUUGUGAAGGGGUUUGAGGAUGAGGUUCUGAAGGUACUCAGCACGCCUGCACAUGCGCCUCACGGCUCCUUGACAGCCUUGCUGGGAAGCGGUGGUUGCUCCGGACUUCAACGUCACUACACCACCAGCAGAAACCACGCUAUCAUUCUCGGACCGCACCGUGGAAAAGUCUUUGAGCUCGUGCAGAAACGAAGAGUGUUAGCAAACGCACGAAAGCUGAGCUCUAAGCCAUUAGGGUACAACAGCAUGGCAACUCCAGACGCUCCUCUUCUGGAGCCUGAAGAUGUCAUGGACGAGGUCAUGGCACAGAUGGAAUGCGCCAUGAAGCGCAAAGGCCAGAGACGUGCCGCCGAAGAUCCUGACUUUCUGCUCGCUGUGCAAUAUGCUGCAGUACAACGCGCGAAGUCGGACAAGCCACCAGAAGGCGAACACUUUCGGGUCUCGAUCGCCAUGGAGAUCUCGGACUUGCGCUGUGAGACUCACCAUCUGGGCCAAGUUCUUAUGUUGCGCCGGAUCGGUGGUCCCCUAAUGCGUUCCGCCGAUGUUCGCGGUGUCGUAUGCGAUGCCCACGGCAGCGUAAAGAAUCUGACCCUCGCCAACGCGGAUCGCCCAUUGCCCGAUGAUGAGAUCAUGCCAGCUGAUGCAAUCAUCGCCAUCAAGGAGCCUUACUUCACCUCUCGCGACGAUGAUCUGGGUGUACUACUUGUCGAACAUCCCUCGGACCUUAUCCGUCUGCCUUUCAUAGAUAAGCGAGUACCACGAGCGUUGCUGACUCGAGCCGACGCUUUCCAAGCUGGUACCAGGCAGAUGUGGACGCCACUGCAAUGGAAAGAGGCCGGCAAUAUCGCACUUCAAGCUGGCAAGUAUGUCUUAGCUGUCAGCUGCUAUUCACACGGCAUCACGGCCAUCCAUGCGAACGAGAUGUCGCUCAUGAAGACGCUAUACUGCAAUCGUUUGCAGGCCAACCUCAAGCUGGACCGGUUCGAGUGCGCGUUUGCAUUAUGCUCGGCCGAUUGUUCGGAGCCAGCAGCAACGAAGCAGAAGAGGCGCGAGCUAGAGCAAGACGCGAAGCAAUUUCGUGACGUGCCGCAAGACGAGACUUUCAAAUCUCCCGGCGCUUGCACUCGCGCCGAAUGCCUUACGCUCGAUCUCCUGUCGACCUACGACGCAAAGUUCCAAAAGAGCAAAUGUCUCGCGGCCACCACGACUCUGUUCAAGCUCCUCGCAUUCGACAAGAUCGUGCUCACCGAGACGACGGUCGAGCUGGUGCCCGGGAGGAACAGUGCGAUGCACCUUGGAGCCGCGAUGGCCUCGGGCUUUAUGAGUAGGCUCUUGAACGAGGGGAAGAAAGUCGAGUCUGCGCGAAGAUACGAGCGGGAGUGUAGGAAGUGGUAUCUUGUGAUCAAUUUGGUCAUGGAUGGGUCCUCCUUCUAG